This is a messenger RNA of Porites evermanni, 653 nucleotides long. Lineage: Eukaryota; Metazoa; Cnidaria; Anthozoa; Scleractinia; Poritidae. The record is from the annotation of a GenBank genome assembly.
AUGUUAAAAGAAGCAAAGAAAAGGAACAUUUACAAGAGGAUUUUUUGCGUCGCAUUAACUGACAAACAGAUUUCUGAAAUACAAACAGGAGAGUUUGAUGGUCUUAUAUGUGCUGGUACCCUCCUUGCGGGGCAUAUCAAGGCAGCUGCUCUUGAUGAAAUGGUCAGGAUAGUGAAACAUGGUAUCAAUUUUGUUUUCUUUUUUUCUUUGCACAUGAGUUUGUCAUAAAAGGGAGUGUCAUGAAUACUUAAGUACCUAAGUGGCGAUAAUGAUAAUGAUGAUGAAUGAUGACGGCCAUGAUAAUGACAGUGAUUAUUUUUCAUCUUGAAAACACGGGGAGAGAUGGGGAACUGAAAAUCCUCUUUUCAGGGAUUAAAGACUGUCUUCUUUGCCCCAUGCUAUCCUGGCAUCUUACACAAAUAUAAUUCUAACUGUAAUUUCGAAUUGUAAGACGUUUUGUAUUGUUGUUUAUAGGUGGUAUAAUCUGCUUCAACAUGCGGGAUGGCCAGCUGGAUGACUACCUGGAGAAAAUAAACGAAUUAGAGAGAACGGGACGGUGGGAAAUGAUCUCUAAGAACGCAGUGUCUUUUUUCGAAACUGAGGAAAUGCCCAGAGAAACCUACGCUUUCUUGUUUAGAGUUUUGAGGAAUUAA